AUGGCGUUAUCAGCUGCACCUGCUCCCUCACCUGAGUUCGAGUUUGAUCAUGAUGUUAAUGAUGAUUUGAUCCUGUCUUUCCCCCUGCCUGCUGUGGCCCCAGAGCCUUUAGCUGCUCCUGAUCCUACAUUAGAGCAUGACCCUGUUCAUGAUGAUGCACCAUCCAUUGCAUCCUUUGUUGCUGAUCAUCCUGUUGUUGCUCCACCGUUGGUUGAUGAUCAUAUUGUUGACGCUCCUGCUGACGCUCCACUCUUGAUAGAGGAUCCUGUUGUUGCACCAUUUCCUGAUCUUGUGCCGGUGCUGUUCGACCGUGCACCUUUUGCUACUCAUGUAGAUCCACGUUACGCCGACACCCGUAACGGGUGGAUCGAUGACGAUGACGAUUACCCACCUUUUGUGCGACCUGUUACACCUCCAGUAGCCCCCGUUUCAGCACCCAUUCCUGCACCCACUGAUAUCCCACUGAUUCCCCCACACAUCACAGAUGCUCAUCGCACAGAUCUUCCUGUUACGUUUCUUCAGGACAUACCGCCACCGCGUCCUGGAGAGGGGUCAUCUAGGUAG
This is a messenger RNA of Helianthus annuus (common sunflower), 564 nucleotides long. RefSeq lists its product as uncharacterized. Bases 1 to 564 code for a protein of 187 amino acids. The record is from RefSeq and is a predicted model, not a curated record. The transcript has 2 exons. NCBI's taxonomy places the organism in Eukaryota, Viridiplantae, Streptophyta, Magnoliopsida, Asterales, Asteraceae.